Gorilla gorilla gorilla (western lowland gorilla) is the source of this 3095-nucleotide messenger RNA. RefSeq names its product phosphatidylinositol 3-kinase catalytic subunit type 3 (gene PIK3C3). Gene Ontology annotation, cellular component: peroxisome; phosphatidylinositol 3-kinase complex, class III, type I; phagophore assembly site. The transcript is spliced from 25 exons. The record is from RefSeq and is a predicted model, not a curated record. Gene Ontology annotation, biological process: phosphatidylinositol-mediated signaling; autophagosome assembly; endocytosis. The coding region runs from base 170 to 2833 and encodes 887 amino acids. Gene Ontology annotation, molecular function: 1-phosphatidylinositol-3-kinase activity. NCBI's taxonomy places the organism in Eukaryota, Metazoa, Chordata, Mammalia, Primates, Hominidae.
UUUCGGCGGGGAGUUCCGCCGCGUCGGAACUCGCUCCAGGCGGGGAUUGGCGGCUUGCUGGCGGGGGCGGAACCGGAAGUUCCCGUGUUGUGGGGCUCAGCUGGUUCAUUUAUGUUGUUUUUCCUGUACUUAAGUUCCCGCUGUAGGUGGUACCUUUGCAGAUGGUGCAAUGGGGGAAGCAGAGAAGUUUCACUACAUCUAUAGUUGUGACCUGGAUAUCAACGUCCAGCUUAAGAUAGGAAGCUUGGAAGGGAAGAGAGAACAAAAGAGUUAUAAAGCUGUCCUGGAAGACCCAAUGUUGAAGUUUUCAGGACUAUACCAAGAGACAUGCUCUGAUCUUUAUGUUACUUGCCAAGUUUUUGCAGAAGGGAAGCCUUUGGCCUUGCCAGUGAGAACAUCCUACAAAGCAUUUAGUACAAGAUGGAACUGGAAUGAAUGGCUGAAACUACCAGUAAAAUACCCUGACCUGCCCAGGAAUGCCCAAGUGGCCCUCACCAUAUGGGAUGUGUAUGGUCCCGGAAAAGCAGUGCCUGUAGGAGGAACAACGGUUUCGCUCUUUGGAAAAUACGGCAUGUUUCGCCAAGGGAUGCAUGACUUGAAAGUCUGGCCUAAUGUAGAAGCAGAUGGAUCAGAACCCACAAAAACUCCUGGCAGAACAAGUAGCACUCUCUCAGAAGAUCAGAUGAGCCGUCUUGCCAAGCUCACCAAAGCUCAUCGACAAGGACACAUGGUGAAAGUAGAUUGGCUGGAUAGAUUGACAUUUAGAGAAAUAGAAAUGAUAAAUGAGAGUGAGAAACGAAGUUCUAAUUUCAUGUACCUGAUGGUUGAAUUUCGAUGUGUCAAGUGUGAUGAUAAGGAAUAUGGUAUUGUUUAUUAUGAAAAGGACGGUGAUGAAUCAUCUCCAAUUUUAACAAGUUUUGAAUUAGUGAAAGUUCCUGACCCCCAGAUGUCUAUGGAGAAUUUAGUUGAGAGCAAACACCACAAGCUUGCCCGGAGUUUAAGAAGUGGACCUUCUGACCAUGAUCUGAAACCCAAUGCUGCCACGAGAGAUCAGUUAAAUAUUAUUGUGAGUUAUCCACCAACCAAGCAACUUACAUAUGAAGAACAGGAUCUUGUUUGGAAGUUUAGAUAUUAUCUUACGAAUCAAGAAAAAGCCUUGACCAAAUUCUUGAAAUGUGUUAAUUGGGAUCUACCUCAAGAGGCCAAACAGGCCUUGGAACUUCUGGGAAAAUGGAAGCCGAUGGAUGUAGAGGACUCCUUGGAGCUGUUAUCCUCUCAUUACACCAACCCAACUGUGAGGCGUUACGCUGUUGCCCGGUUGCGACAGGCCGAUGAUGAGGAUUUGUUGAUGUACCUAUUACAAUUGGUCCAGGCUCUCAAAUAUGAAAAUUUUGAUGAUAUAAAGAAUGGAUUGGAACCUACCAAGAAGGAUAGUCAGAGUUCAGUGUCAGAAAAUGUGUCAAAUUCUGGAAUAAAUUCUGCAGAAAUAGAUAGCUCCCAGAUUAUAACCAGCCCCCUUCCUUCAGUCUCUUCACCUCCUCCUGCAUCAAAAACAAAAGAAGUUCCAGAUGGCGAAAAUCUGGAACAAGAUCUCUGUACCUUCUUGAUAUCGAGAGCCUGCAAAAACUCAACACUGGCUAAUUAUUUAUACUGGUAUGUGAUAGUGGAAUGUGAAGAUCAAGAUACUCAGCAGAGAGAUCCAAAGACCCAUGAGAUGUACUUGAACGUAAUGAGAAGAUUCAGCCAAGCAUUGUUGAAGGGUGAUAAAUCUGUCAGAGUUAUGCGUUCUUUGCUGGCUGCACAACAGACAUUUGUAGAUCGGUUGGUGCAUCUAAUGAAGGCAGUACAACGCGAAAGUGGAAAUCGUAAGAAAAAGAAUGAGAGACUACAGGCGUUGCUUGGAGAUAAUGAAAAGAUGAAUUUGUCAGAUGUGGAACUUAUCCCGUUGCCUUUAGAACCCCAAGUGAAAAUUAGAGGAAUAAUUCCGGAAACAGCUACACUGUUUAAAAGUGCCCUUAUGCCUGCACAGUUGUUUUUUAAGACGGAAGAGGGAGGCAAAUAUCCAGUUAUAUUUAAGCAUGGAGAUGAUUUACGUCAAGAUCAACUUAUUCUUCAAAUCAUUUCACUCAUGGACAAGCUGUUACGGAAAGAAAAUCUGGACUUGAAAUUGACACCUUAUAAGGUGUUAGCCACCAGUACAAAACAUGGCUUCAUGCAGUUUAUCCAGUCAGUUCCUGUGGCUGAAGUUCUUGAUACAGAGGGAAGCAUUCAGAACUUUUUUAGAAAAUAUGCACCAAGUGAGAAUGGGCCAAAUGGGAUUAGUGCUGAGGUCAUGGACACUUACGUUAAAAGCUGUGCUGGAUAUUGCGUGAUCACCUAUAUACUUGGAGUUGGAGACAGACACCUGGAUAACCUUUUGCUAACAAAAACAGGCAAACUCUUCCACAUAGACUUUGGAUAUAUUUUGGGUCGGGAUCCGAAGCCUCUUCCUCCACCAAUGAAGCUGAAUAAAGAAAUGGUAGAAGGAAUGGGGGGCACACAGAGUGAGCAGUACCAAGAGUUCCGUAAACAGUGUUACACGGCUUUCCUCCACCUGCGAAGGUAUUCUAAUCUGAUUUUGAACUUGUUUUCCUUGAUGGUUGAUGCAAACAUUCCAGAUAUUGCACUUGAACCAGACAAAACUGUGAAAAAGGUUCAGGAUAAGUUCCGUUUAGACCUGUCGGAUGAAGAGGCUGUGCAUUACAUGCAGAGUCUGAUUGAUGAGAGUGUCCAUGCUCUUUUUGCUGCAGUGGUGGAACAGAUUCACAAGUUUGCCCAGUACUGGAGAAAAUGAAACUGGGAUUGACCCAUCAAGAUGCUUGGCUCAAUAAGAAAACCACGUUAGGAGCAACCUUUGUAUAUUGGAGACUUCAGAGUAACCAGCAAGGAAGAGAAAUCUUAAUCUUCAAGUUACCAUAUUUUCCAAAUAUUACAUGGUACCUGAGUUCUGCUUCCUUGGAUGUCAUUGCUUAAAUAUAGUCUUGAAGGGCUUGUUUUGAAAUAUUGUAUAUAUUUUUUCAAAUGUAUACAUUGUUAAUAAAUUAAGAAAUGAGAAA